Molecule: messenger RNA, 266 nt
Organism: Racocetra fulgida
Lineage: Eukaryota; Fungi; Glomeromycota; Glomeromycetes; Diversisporales; Gigasporaceae
Source: the annotation of a GenBank genome assembly
UAAAAAUAGUUUACCUGGUGAAUUUGUUGUAAAGAAAAAUGAUCAUGGUGUGCCAAUUGUUUAUCCAAAAGAAGCUUGCAUUGAAAAUGAUACUGAGAAUUUACUACGUGUAGUUUACGAUCAUGGUAAAGUAUCUGAAUGGGACGAUUUUGACACUAUCCGAAGACGUGUGGCUAAAGACUGGCCACUUUUACCACGUACUUAUGAUAAUAUUAGUCCAGAACUUAAAUUAAAAAUUUCAGAAUGUCUUCAAGAGAUUAAAAAUA